This is a messenger RNA of Arabis nemorensis, 168 nucleotides long. The record is from the annotation of a GenBank genome assembly. Lineage: Eukaryota; Viridiplantae; Streptophyta; Magnoliopsida; Brassicales; Brassicaceae.
AUGGCCACAAGAAGCAAGAAGCUCUUGUGCUUUGUUUUUGUGAUCUUCACGGUUCUCUUGAGUUGCUGCUCCGCGACGGUAUACAAAGUCGGAGACUCAGACGGAUGGACUUCGAAGGAAGGCGUCUACUACGAUUGGGACCAAGGUAAGGAGUUUCCACGUCGGUGA